Procambarus clarkii (red swamp crayfish) is the source of this 1536-nucleotide messenger RNA. RefSeq names its product transmembrane protein 18 (gene Tmem18). NCBI's taxonomy places the organism in Eukaryota, Metazoa, Arthropoda, Malacostraca, Decapoda, Cambaridae. The record is from RefSeq and is a predicted model, not a curated record.
GGUGGUUCGAGGCUCCGGGUCGGGGUUCAGGAGAGCGAGCGCCUCGCCACAGUCGCCCCUCGCCAACAGUACCAAACGUAAACUAUGGAUGCGAGGUCGCUCGGCCCCGAAUUUAUCAGAACAGACCAAGUGACUGAUCUGUGGUCUUUUCUCCAGACCAUUGACUGGAGUGAAGGAUGGCUGGUUGGACUUGUAGUUUUUCACAUUUUCCUCACCACGUUCACAGUGAUGACUCGCAAUCAUCAUACUACACAAGCUGUUCUUUUCUUCUUGCUACUUCUGACAGUACGCUCCUCAGAGACCAUAAAUCAAUAUGCAGCUAAAAACUGGCAGUCCUUCAGUCGUCAACAAUACUUUGACUCGCAAGGAUUGUUCAUCAGUGUCGUUUUCUCAAUGCCUGUUCUCUUCAACUGUAUGAUGAUGGUGAUAAACUGGCUAUGGCUGAGCAGUAGCAUGAUGGUCACCUGGAAGCGAGCUGAAUUAGAGGCCAAGUUACGGAGCGAUACAAAGAGACAAAACGAGUUGGGGAAAAGCAGUACAACCAGUCAAGAAGCCCCACCCAAUGAGCCAGCAGCAGAAAGCAAGAAGAGUAAAUGAAUGGUUUGUAAGUUAGGUGUCUAGAAAUUGGUUUAGACUGGACAACUUAAAUUGCAACUUAAAACCACUGUGUCUUUGGUUAUUACACUGCACCAUUAUAACUUUUGGCCUGUGUCCCCAUAAUUGGAGUUUAAGAGCUGCUUUUAUUAUAUGUUUUAAGCUAAAUGUUUUAUCUUUAAUCUUUUAUCAGAUAAUGUGUUUGGAUCACUAGAUGACAGCAAAACAAAAUUAUACAAAUUUCAUUUAUAACAUAUAAUACAGUAAAAUAAAAAUCUUCUUUAUUUGGUGUGUUUUGCAUUAGCAAUAUUGAUACUUUUUUGUAAUUUAUUAUUCAAUUUUGAUAUUUAUUGUAUUUACUGUACAUAGGUCUUGGUCACAGUUGACUGAUACCAUAUGAACAUAGUUUCAUAACACUGUAAAAAUAAAAACUGUAUAUUAUACUGUACAAUAUAUGGCAAAUAUUUUAGUUAUUUAAGCACUAUAGUUUAAAUGAUAGUAGCAUUCAUUCUUUGAUGUAAACAAUUUUUUAAAAUUAAGAUUUAUAAAAUGACAAUUUGUGGAUUCAUUUCAUUCUAGUGGCUGUUAGUAGAUUUUUUUGUUUUUUGUUUUUUGCUUUCAGAAUUUGAUAGUGUAGGCAGCGUGUCUUGAUGUAAGCGUGUAGAAGCCUCGGUCAUAAAAAUUAUAUUUUGUAAACAUGACUGCUGUUAAAAAAAAAGGUAAAGGUUAUGUAUAUAUAGUCAUAGAUGUAUCCCAGUGAGAGUGUUGCAUACAGUGUAGUGCAGUCAAAUUUGAGUAUCUGACAUUUUCACAUUCAACACGAGAUUCAACCUUUCAUAACCAAAAUGCAUGUUUGGGCAAUUUACACUCGAGCACACACGCACACUCGCGCACACUAUCUCGUUGAAAUUCAAUAUACAGUAUAAUGAAACUGACAAAGAA